UUUUGUAUUUGUGGACAACAAUGCAAAGUCUAUAUUGUGCUGUUUCUUUUCGCCUUUCAAAGUCAGUUGAGACAACUAAAGGCACUACUUCUUUUCAAAAAUCAAGUAUGGACGUUCAGGAGUAUUCCGCCUCUAAAAUUUUAGAAAAGACUGCUUUAUUUUAGCGGUAAUAUCGUCGUUAAACUGAAAGGUGACGUUGUUCAUUAUCCAGCGGUGUCAUGUCGAAGUACAAACUGAAAGAUUGUAUCGACUUGGAUUUUACGAGAUGGCAUAUUGAUGGAAAUCAUAAAUUGAUUGAGCCAUAUCGCAUAGUUGUCCAUGGGGGCGUAGAUGGCUACUCAAGGCUGGUAACCUAUCUCCAUGCAUCAACUAAUAACAGAGCAGAAACAGUAUUGAGCUUGUUUGAAUAUGCUGUUCAGUGCUAUAAUUUACCGUCAAGAGUCCGUUUUGAUCUUGGAUUAGAAAAUAUUGAAGUUGGGAGAUAUAUGCUAAAUGAAAGAGGUCUAAAUCGGGGGAGUAUCAUCGCAGGCACAUCCGUACAUAAUCAAAGGAUUGAACGACUGUGGAGAGAUGUUAAUCGUAUUGUGAUAUCAGAGUUCUUAAACAUUUUCUUGUUUUUGGAAAAUAGAGGUGUUUUUAAUCCGGUCAAUGAGGUUCAUUGAUUUUGUCUUCAAUUGGUCUACAUUGACUUUAUCAAUAUCGCUCUACAAGAGUUUAUGGCUCAAUGGAACAACAAUGCAGUCACAACAGAAAGCAACCAUUCACCACGACAAAUAUGGGUUAGGGGAAUAGUAGAGUUGAAACAUUCUGGUUACAGUGCUGUGAAUGAUGUUAUUAGAAACAAUGCAUUUUCUUCCUAUGGUAUUUCUGAGGAUGGGCCUGUAGCAGAAGAAGAUCCUUCUCAUGUUGUUGUUGUCCCGCAAACCCAACUUAGAUUAAACAAUGAACAAAUGGACUCGAUCCUUACUGUGAUAAGACAGGGACAAACUGAAGAUGAUCCACAUAGAAUUGAAUCUUAUUUAGCUGCUGUUGAACAUGUUUCCUUGCUGCUCAAUGAACAGUGACUUCGAACUUGAUGAUGUACAUCAUUUUCACCUUCAGAUAACUAUUGUAACAAUAACUAACAUCGCUCAUAGCAGUCUAACUACUCCAGUUCCAAAGCAAGUGAGCCAUACUUCAGUGCAA
Molecule: messenger RNA, 1185 nt
Organism: Xenia sp. Carnegie-2017
Lineage: Eukaryota; Metazoa; Cnidaria; Anthozoa; Malacalcyonacea; Xeniidae
Exons: 2
Coding region: 219-662 (147 amino acids)
Molecular function (GO): nucleic acid binding
Source: RefSeq, a predicted model, not a curated record